This is a messenger RNA of Sus scrofa (pig), 3605 nucleotides long. It is a transcript of the gene COQ5, whose product is annotated as coenzyme Q5, methyltransferase. Lineage: Eukaryota; Metazoa; Chordata; Mammalia; Artiodactyla; Suidae. Gene Ontology annotation, biological process: ubiquinone biosynthetic process. The record is from RefSeq and is a predicted model, not a curated record. Gene Ontology annotation, molecular function: 2-methoxy-6-polyprenyl-1,4-benzoquinol methyltransferase activity.
UCACAUAUUUAUUUUAGAAAUCAUUUUAUGUAUUUUAGAUACCCGUCUGUACUUUGAAAACAACCGUGGUAGCUUGAAAGUCAAAGGAUCAAAGAAACACACCGUAAAAAAGAUGUACAAAUAUUCUCAUAAGUAUAACAAUAAAUAAGGCUAACCUUAGCCAGUUAGAAACAUAUUAUAUGCCAGACACUGUGCUGAGAACAAGGAAUUCCAAAAUACAUUAAUGGAAGACUGUGGGAGUUCCCGCUGUGGCUCAGUGAAAGGAACCUGACGAGUAUCCAUGAGGAUGCAGGUUGGAUCUCUGGCCUGGAUCAGUAGGUUAAGAUUCUGGGGUGGCCGUGAGCUGUGGUGUAGGUCACAGACCCAGCUGGGAUCCCACAUUGCUGUGACAGUGGGUAGGCCGGCAGCUGCAGCUCAGAUUGGACCCCUAGUCUGGGAACUUCCAUAUGCAUGUGCAGCACUGGAAAAAAAAAAAAAAAUCUACUCACUUAUGAUGGAGCAAGAUAAUGUGAGAAAAAAGAAUGUAUAUAGGUAUGUGUAACUUGGUCACCUUGCUGAACGGUAGAAAACUGACAGAACACUGUAAACCAGCUAUAAUGGAAAAAAUAAAAAUCAUUAUUAAAAAAACAAAACAAAACUGUGUCUGAUCCCUCGCCCAGGACCUCCAUAAGCUGAAGGGCAGCAAAAAAAGAGAGAGAAAGAACACUUUUUUUUUUUUUUUUUUGCUUUUUAGGACCGUAUCAGUGGCAUAUGGAAGUUCCCAGGCUAGGGGUCGAAAUGGAGCUGUAGCUGCCAGCCUACCCACAGCCACUGUCACUAGGGAUCCCAGCUGUGUCUGUGACCUGCAUAGAAACUCACGGCACCAACUCCAUCCGGAUCCUUAACCCACUGAGCAAGGCUAGGAAUUGAACCUGCAUCCUCUUGGAUACUAGUCAGGUUUGUUUCUGCUGAGCCACAAUGGGAACUCCCCCUUCUAUUACUUUUAAAAAUAAAAGAAAGGGGAAAGAGAGAAAUCUCAGUGCAGUUCUUCCAAACGCAAGCAGCAGGUGUCCAUCUGUCAGGCUUCAUUAAACCAAGUAGAGAUUUUUCAUUUUCGAAAUGGUCCCUUAGGGUCCUUAGCGCUUUUUCCUUGUGAAACAUUUACAGAAAACAUACAUUUAAAGAGAAUUAAAGCAGAAAAGUACAGGAAUCCAAGUAAAACACCACCUCCAUCCUCUUUUGGGAAAGAUGGUCUACAUUACCCUUUCCAUAUAAGAGAAAAAGAAAAUGUAGGGUUGAAGUAAAACAUUCAUGCUAGGCCAGUUAGAGCUAGAAAUGUAGUUUUGUGAUAGCAGGAGAGGGAACCUGCCUGGCGUUUGGUUGUGACUUAGACUAUAUACCAGAGCUUUCCUUCCCAUUUAAUGAACUUCAUAUGUUCGUAAAAUUCAAAGACCAAAGAACAGUCUUUCCUGUGUAUUAUUCAGAGUAGUCUAGCAUAUAUUUCUCAAGAUUGGACUGCAAAUCCCUCACACAGAAAUCAUCAGAGAAAUUUGGUCAAACAGACUCCCACUAUCCAUACCAGAUUUACGGAUUCAAAAUCUCUGGUAUUUUGGACCCAGGUAUUGGCACUUUAAAGAUCAAAACAGGUGAUUCUUAUGCACACCAAAGAUUUCGAAAAUAAACCCUGUAAUCUUAGCCUUUCACCACACUGUUACCUCUGUUUGCACACUUCUGCACCAGAAAACAAGAGUUACUCGGUAUCUUGAGAGCAAGUACCACAGGUUGGCAAGAUUCAGAGUUAUGGCCUCUGUGAGGUGAUGGGGGUUUUCCCUAAGUUCUGCUCAUUCCUGGUGAAUUCUAUAUUCAAUUUGGGGAAAAAGAGGAAAAGGGUUUUCGGGUACUCAAAGACUUAAUGUCCUCUGGAUCCCAGAGAUCCUGCAGCUUAAUAUCAGGUUUCGGGACGCGUUCAGCUAAUAAUGUCUCCGGCCGGCCGCCGUCACCCAUCGAAUGAAGCAACGCGACGUGCUGUCUGGCGGCGGUCACUCGACUGCAAGAUGGCGGCCCCCAGAAGCUGGGCUCUAUGGAGCUUCUGCUGCUGUCGAUUGUCGCGGGUGAUGCCGGGCUGCAGAAUUCCUGGGCUUCGUAGCUCGUGGCCCAGGAGCCCGCUGGGUGCACGGCCUCUCUCCCAAGAGAAGCGGGCAACGGAAACGCACUUCGGGUUUGAGACUGUGUCGGAAGAGGAAAAGGGGGGCAAAGUCUAUCAGGUGUUUGAAAGUGUGGCCAAGAAGUAUGAUGUGAUGAACGAUAUGAUGAGUCUUGGUAUCCAUCGUCUUUGGAAGGAUUUGCUGCUCUGGAAGAUGCACCCGUUUCCUGGCACCCAGCUGCUCGAUGUUGCUGGAGGCACAGGUGACAUCGCAUUCCGUUUCCUUAAUUAUGUUCAGGCGCAGCAUCAGAGAAAGCAGAAGAGGCAGUUAAGGGCCCAACAAAAUUUAUCCUGGGAAGAAAUUGCCAAAAAGUACCAGAAUGAAGAGGAUUCCUUGGGUGGUUCUCACGUCAUGAUCUGUGACAUCAACAGGGAGAUGCUAAAGAUUGGAAGACGGAAAGCCUGUGCCCAGGGAUACAAAGCUGGACUUGAUUGGGUAUUGGGAGAUGCUGAAGAGCUACCCUUUGAUGAUGACAAGUUUGAUGUUUACACCAUUGCCUUUGGGAUCCGGAAUGUCACACACAUUGAUCGGGCACUCCAAGAAGCCCAUCGGGUCCUGAAACCAGGAGGACGGUUCCUGUGUUUGGAGUUUAGCCAAGUGAACAACCCCCUCGUAUCCAGGCUCUAUGAUGUAUAUAGCUUCCAGGUCAUUCCUGUCCUGGGAGAGGUCAUUGCAGGAGACUGGAAGUCCUACCAAUACCUUGUAGAGAGUAUCCGACAAUUCCCAUCUCAGGAGGAGUUCAAAGAGAUGAUAGAAGAUGCAGGUUUUCAGAAGGUGACUUAUGAAAAUCUAACAUCAGGCAUUGUUGCUAUUCAUUCUGGCUUCAAGCUAUAACUCCUUUGAGAUCCUGGAGCAUGAACCAGUCACAUCCUAUCAAAACUCUGGAGCUGAAGGAUAAUCUGGAUUAGUGAGACCAGCAGCAGAACAUCUCUGAAGGCUGUGUGCCUUGAACUCAUGUUCUGAUGUGACCAAUCUUGAAGUGAAAGAAGCAAGUUCCUCUCAUUUUAUUGCAGUUUUCCUUAGGGGCUGCUUCAGUCCUUCUUCCAGAGAUAUUUGGCCUAUACUUUUUGCUUAACUCGUACUAAUUUUUCUUGACUGUGCAGCAUGUGAUUAAGGUAAAACCAGCACUAAAAUUUAGUUUUGAAGUGUAUUUGUAGCUUUUCUGCCAGUGUUGCCUUCCUGAGGGAUAAUGAAUCAUUUGAACCCAAUAAGGAUUAGAACCAGAAAACUUCCUAGCUGUACCUGAGUCCACCUUUCAGCAUAGGACUCAGUCUGGGGCCAAAUGCCAAGGCCCAAACUAGAGGGCUAAGGAUUAUAGCUAAAAUUAUGCACUGAAGCACUAAAUGAGUUUACAGUUUGCGUGGUAUUUGCCAUUUUUUCUUGGGGGAAGGGGCAGUUGAAAUAAAUGUACUUUUAUCAUCA